Molecule: messenger RNA, 1437 nt
Organism: Paralichthys olivaceus (Japanese flounder)
Lineage: Eukaryota; Metazoa; Chordata; Actinopteri; Pleuronectiformes; Paralichthyidae
Source: RefSeq, a predicted model, not a curated record
ACAUCAUGCUGCUAUUGAGAGCACUUUGCAGAGGAGAGAUUGUAAGAUGAAAUCACUGAGAAAGUGGGCUCCUCUCUGUGUGUUGUUGGCGCUGCUGCUCAUGUUGUAUCAUGACCCAUAUCUGAUUCUCUGGUGGCCUCAGCAACCUGCCGAGAAAACCAAGACUUUACCUCUGGAUAUGGCAACAGAUUCUAUUGACGACAUGUCACCGCACGGCUGCCGAUCUGAAGCGGCCUCCCUGGUCAACCUGUUCCACUCGUUUGAGCGAGACUCCAACAGUAAGUUCAGUGUUGCCAGGGCCUCAGCUGAAAGACAUGCAGAGAAACCUGCGCACGAGGGCCUGAAGAAAGACCACGCGCUCACCCUGUACAUGUACACGGAAGGGAAACACAUACAGCAGGACUUCAACACACCUGUGAGAACAGAGAAACUGAAGUACAGCACGCAUGGAUUCAAGUACCAAUACUUCUACUUUUACCUGACUGACGCCAUCCAAGUGCUGCAUCACAAUCAAACAUUGUGCAGAAGCGCCUUUCACAGGACAUGGAAGCAGUUCAACCAUGAUGUCAUCAACACGAACAUGCGUUUUGGUGCUUUCACUUUGGCAGCUUCAGCGAAGUCAUUUGGUGCUAAUGGCAACGUGUCUUGUUUUGAGAUCUUUACAUGCUUCAGUGCUGAUGUGACAUAUUACUCAGAGAUCAAGCUCACCGACAUCCUGACGGAUGACCCGAGGUGCACCGUCGUCUACAAGCUCCUCAGCACCAAAACGCCAAGGAGAGAGCUCAACUGCAAACUUAAUCAAAGACAACAGAGACAUAUUUUGAUUCAACACACUGGUACACAAGCAGAGCUGCAAUGAUGUUAGCGUGUGUAAUACUGAUGGUUAUUAUUUCUUCAGGCCUUAUGAAAUGCAGGCACAAGAGUUUUGUGGUUGCAGCGCUCUGCUGGAGCUGAUGGUUAUCACAGGGACGCUGAGAAUAGUCAGUGAAACAAUGUCAGUGCUGAUGUGAGACGUUCCCCAAAAAAUCCCACAAAGCAAUAAUACUGCCAGUUUAUUAUUUUAAUUAUUAUUAAUGAUAAGAGUAAUAUUAAUAAGAACUGUUUCAAUCUCUUUGAAGAGUGUUUUUAGUUGAGUCAAGUCGAGUCAAAAGCUCAUUUAAAACAACCAGACUUCCAGAGCUGGAGAAUGAAUAAAAACAAAGAGAAGAAAAAGUAGAAUACAAAAAAUAAAGUAGAACAGAUAAGAUUGUUUAUUUUUAAAAAUAAGGAACUGAAAGUGCAGUUUUAAUACAUACAUUAUAUGAACCAGGGUUUUUUUCUGUAUAUGUGACAUAUAAAGAUAUUUUCGUAUAUUCAGGGAUGCAGAAAGGCUUGUUAAAGGUUACAUAUCCAUCUGUAGAGAAAUGAUCCUGUGACCUCUCUUGUGCUGUCUGGCCA